ACACGACUGAGCGACUGAACUGAACUGAUAUUUGUCAAUCCCAGUCUCCCAGUUUAUCACUCCCUACUUACCCAGGAGUAAUUAUACCAGCUGCUACUCAUGUCUUCGCCAUCACCACGGAAGCCUCCGGUGUUUCCUCCGUGUGAAACCACGUCUGCAGUUUCCCGAAAAUGGAUUUAUCUCAACGUUACUUAAAGCACCCCUCAAGAAAGUGCUGCUGGCCAGUGCCCUCGGCCUUCCGACUUAUUUAGGAACGCUUGAAUCAGAGGAGAAUGCUUUUGAGUCAACAUGAAUUGGCUAGCUCUUUCUCUGGGCUUCGGCCUCUUGUUUCCAGUCCCUGAAACAUGGCUCUUUGCCUACUUUGCUUCCAUCUCGUGGGCUGACUCUCAGGGCCUGUUCCCAAGGCUGGAGAACGUUGCAGCUUUCAAGAAGGUUUCGGUGGUGCCAACCCAAGUGACGUGCGGAAUCCCAGCCCAAAGCACUUUCUGUCAGAGCUCUGCCACAGCUGAGGGCCUUCGGGUCUGUCCUCAGCGCCUCUGCAUUCAGGAUUGUCCUUUCCGAUCAUCGCCCCCCACCUACACCAACCUCUUCUCAGCAGGCCUCAGGGGUUGCAUCACCAGAGACCAGCGUGACCUGAGUCCCAACUCCCAUAACCAUUCUGCAAGUUUCAUUUUUGGAAAUCACCUGAGUUGCUUUGCCUCUCCUCCUGCUCCCAGGCUGGCGGCAUCAUUUACUCUAGCUGUGUGGUUGAAACUUGAGCAAGGAGGUGUAAUGUGUGUUAUAGAAAAGACAGCGGAUGGGCAGAUUGUAUUCAAACUUACAAUAUCUGAGAAAGAGACCAUGUUUUAUUACCGCACAGUAAAUGGUUUGCAGCCUCCAAUAAAAGUAAUGACACUGGGGAGAAUUCUUGUGAAGAAAUGGAUUCAUCUUAGUGUGCAGGUGCAUCAGACAAAAAUCAGUUUCUUCAUCAAUGGUUUGGAAAAGGAUAAUGCAGCUUUUGAUGCAAGAACUCUAAGUGGUUCAAUUACAGAUUUUGCCUCUGGUACUCUGCAAAUAGGACAGAGCUUAAAUGGUUCAGAGCAGUUUGUUGGCAGAAUGCAAGAUUUUCAAUUAUACCAAGUGGCGCUUACAAACAGAGAGAUUCAGGAAGUUUUCUCCGGAGAUCUACCCAGAUUGCAUAUCCAGUCACAUUGCCGUUGCCCUGGCAGCCACCCUCGUGUCCAUCAUUUGGAUCAGCGGUACUGCAUUCCUAAUGAUGCAGAAGACACAACCAAAAACAGGGUGUUACGGCUGAAUCCUGAAGCCCAUCCUCUUUCUUUUGUUAAUGAUAACAAUAUUGGUACUUCAUGGGUAUCACAUGUGUUUACAAACAUGACCCAGCUUAGUCAAGGAGUGACUAUUUCCAUCGAUUUGGAAAAUGGACAAUAUCAGGUGUUUUACAUUAUCAUUCAGUUUUCUAGUCCACAACCAAUAGCAAUAAGGAUUCAGAGGAAAAAGGAGGACAGCCUAGACUGGGAGGAUUGGCAGUAUUUUGCUAGAAAUUGCAGCACUUUCAGAAUGAAAAACAAUGGAGAUUUGGAAAAUUCUGAUUCUGUCAACUGUCUUCAACUUCCCAAUUUUACUCCGUAUUCCUGUGGUAAUGUCACCUUUAGCAUCCUAACACCUGGACCAAAUCAUCGUCCUGGAUACAAUAACUUCUAUAAUACCCCAUCUCUUCAAGAGUUCGUUAAGGCCACACAAGUACGACUUCAUUUCCAUGGACAGUACCAUACAACUGAGACUCCUGUCAGCCCCAGACACAGAUACUAUGGAGUCAACGAAAUUACCGUCACUGGAAGAUGUCAGUGCUAUGGUCAUGCCAAUCACUGUGACACAACAAGCCAGCCCUAUAGAUGCCUCUGCUCUGAGGAAAGUUUCACUGAAGGAGUUCAUUGUGAUCGCUGCCUGCCUCUUUAUAAUGACAAGCCUUUCCGCCAAAGUGAUCACGUUCAUGCCUUUAACUGUAAACCCUGUGAGUGCAACAGCCAUUCCAGAAGCUGCCACUACAACAUCUCGGUGGAUCCCUUUCCAUCUGAGCACUACAGAGGAGGUGGAGGUGUCUGUGAUGACUGUGAGCAUAACACUGCAGGAAAGAACUGUGAGCUGUGUAAGGAUUACUUUUUCCGACAAGUUGGUGCAGAUCCUUCAGCCAUAGAUGUUUGCAGACCCUGUGAUUGUGAUAAAGUUGGCACAAGAAACAGUAGCUUCCUUUGUGAUCAGAUCGGGGGCCAGUGUAAUUGUAAGAGACAUGUGUCUGGCAGACAGUGCAAUCAGUGCCAGAACGGAUUCUACAACCUCCAGGAGUGGGAUCCUGAUGGCUGCAGUCCGUGCAACUGUGAUACCUCCGGGACAGUGGAUGGAGACAUUACCUGUCACCCAAAUUCAGGCCAGUGCAAGUGCAAAGCAAAUGUUAUUGGGCUCAGAUGUGAUCACUGCAAUUUUGGGUUCAAAUUUCUCCAAAGUUUUAAUGACGAUGGCUGUGAGCCCUGCCAGUGUAACCCCCACGGCUCAGUGAACAGACUCUGCAAUCCUCUUUCUGGGCAGUGUGAGUGCAAAAAGGAAGCCAAAGGACUUCAGUGCGACACCUGCAGGGAACACUUCUACGGACUGGACGCCGCCGGUUGUAAGGCCUGUGACUGUGACAUGGCGGGGUCCCGCUCUGGGACGGUCUGUGAUGCUUGGACGGGACAGUGCGUCUGCAAGUCCAAUGUUGGGGGAAGACGCUGCAGUGAGUGUGUGGAGGGGUACUUCUACCAGCUGCAAAACCACUCUUUCCUCUGUCUGCCUUGUAACUGCGAUAGGACCGGGACUGUAAAUGGCUCUCUGCUCUGUGACAAAUCGACAGGACAGUGUCCCUGCAAAUUAGGAGUAACAGGUCUUCACUGUAAUCAGUGUGAGCCUCACAGGUACCAUCUGACCGUUGGCAGUUUUCAAGGCUGCCAGAUGUGUGAGUGUGACCCCCUGGGGACAUUACCUGGGGCCAUUUGUGACCCACGCAGCGGCCAGUGCCCAUGUCUGCCUAAUCGUCAAGGAAGAAGGUGUAAUCAGUGUCAACCAGGCUUUUAUAUUUCUCCAGGCAAUGCCACUGGCUGCCUGCCAUGUUCAUGCCACACCACUGGUGCAGUUAAUCACAUCUGUAAUAGCUUGACUGGUCAGUGUGUUUGCCAAGAUGCUUCCAUUGCUGGGCAAAGUUGUGACUAUUGUAAAGAUCUUUACUUUGGAUUUGAUUCUCUAACUGGAAGAUGUCAGCCUUGCAGUUGUCAUCUCUCAGGAGCCUUAAAUGAAACCUGUCACUCGGUCACGGGCCAGUGUUUCUGUAAACGAUUUGUUACUGGAUCAAAGUGUGAUACCUGUGUUUCCAAUGCAAGCCAUUUGGAUAUCAGCAACCCAUUGGGCUGUAGCAAAACUCCAUCCCAGCAACCUCCACCCAGAGGACAAGUUCAAAGUUCUUCUGCUAUCAAUCUUUCCUGGAGUCCACCUGAUUCUCCAAAUGCCCACCAGCUUACUUACAGUUUAUUCAGGGACGGUUUUGAAAUCUACACAGUUGAAGAUCAAUACCCAUACAGUAUUCAAUACUUCUUAGACACUGCCCUGGUGCCAUAUACCUCGUAUUCCUAUUACAUCGUGAGCAGCAGCGUGCAUGGUUCAACACGAAGCGCGGCUGUCACCUACAGGACAAAACCAGGGGCCCCAGUAGGAAGUCUGAAUUUCAGUUAUGUUAGUCCCGUUAGCUCAGACUCUGUGACACUUACCUGGGCUUCACCUUCCGAUCGUUCUGGGCCUGUUGAGAAAUAUGUUUUGUCCUGUGCUCCUCUACAUGCUGUCCAGCCCUGCUCUCGCUAUGAAGGCCCCGAGACCACCGCCACCAUCUGGAAUCUGCUUCCAUUCACCGAGUACCGUUUUGAUCUGCAGGCGUGUACUAGCGGGGGCUGCUUACACAGCACCCCUUUGACAGUGACCACAGCCCAGGCAGCUCCCAAGAGGCUGGGUCCACCCAAGGUGCGGAAGAUCAGCUCCACAGAGCUUCUCGUAGAAUGGGCUCCACCAAUGGAACCAAAUGGCAUAAUUAUAAGAUAUGAACUGUAUAUGAAAAGACUGAAGUCUAGUGGAGAAACAAGGUCAGCCGAAAGUCAAGUUUUUCAGAGCAGUGGCUGGCUCAGCCCUCACCCACUUGCAGAAUCAGCUAAUGAAAAUGCUCUCGAACCUCCAGAAACAAGCACAGCUGUCACUGGCUUGGAGCCAUAUACCAAGUACAAGUUUAGAGUCUUAGCUGCGAACAUGGCCGGGAGCGUGUCUUCUGCCUGGACCACAGGGAGAACGGGAGAAUCAGCGCCUGUAUUUGUGAUGCCGCCUUCAGUCUCCGCACUGUCUCCUUACUCGCUCAAUGUGUCCUGGAAGAUGCCACCGGACAGUGCAGCAAGAGGAAAAGUUGUGGGGUACAACAUCAGUAUGAUUUCUGAACAGUCACCUCAGUGGUCUCAGCCAGUGGUGGUUCCACAGGCAUUGUACACUGCUAAAUCCCAAGAACUAUCUUAUAUUGUAAAAGGACUAAAACCUUAUAGGAUAUACAACUUUACUAUUUCUCUCUGCAAUUCAGUUGGCUGUGUGACCAGUGCUCCAGAAGCAGGACAGACUUUAGCAUCAGCACCAGCCCAACUGAGGCCGCCUCUGGUUGAAGGAAUCAACAGCACAACCAUGCGUCUUAGCUGGCUGGCGCCUGAAGAGCAGAAUGGACCUUCUCCUGUGUAUCAACUGGAAAGGAGGGAGCCAUCUCUUCCAGCUCCGAGGGCCAUGGUGACGAAAGGGACUCGCUUCACAGGACAUGGAUAUUAUAAGUUCCCCAGCUCCACCCACCCAGUCAAUACAGACUUCACGGGUAAGCAUGCUUGAUGUCACUUUCUUCUCUAUUAUUCUAAUAUUCCUUUACAAUGAGUUUUUAUUAUGGCCGUUUAUAGAGAUGCCAGUAUAGUCUUUUUACACUUUAGCUUGAUUGUGUCGACAUACUUUUCUUUUUAGUAUUCUGGGGAAAAAAAAAAGAGGGGUAAGUGGAAGAA
Odocoileus virginianus texanus is the source of this 5093-nucleotide messenger RNA. The record is from RefSeq and is a predicted model, not a curated record. NCBI's taxonomy places the organism in Eukaryota, Metazoa, Chordata, Mammalia, Artiodactyla, Cervidae.